This is a messenger RNA of Scylla paramamosain (green mud crab), 961 nucleotides long. RefSeq lists its product as uncharacterized. The transcript has 3 exons. NCBI's taxonomy places the organism in Eukaryota, Metazoa, Arthropoda, Malacostraca, Decapoda, Portunidae. The coding region runs from base 489 to 860 and encodes 123 amino acids. The record is from RefSeq and is a predicted model, not a curated record. Gene Ontology annotation, cellular component: extracellular matrix.
UUAUAUACAGUGUAUGACAAUAAUAUAUAACCCUCCAUUUUUUUUAACCAUAGAUUUGAUUAAGCAAGAGGUGUGUUGCGUAAGUCAUCCCUAAAUCAUCGCUUGAGAGGUAACGACAGCAGGCAGUGGGUCACUUCUCAUCGGUGCUGCACUUUUCCCCUCCGUGGCUGCGGGACAACGCCUUGGUAGUGAACAGCUUGUUUACAAAGGAGCCUCUGACACCAUACAAUACAUCUAGAUAGACGAGACGAAUUAUACAUUCUUUUGUUCCUACUUUCAGACCACUGGCUGGUUUUCCAUCUCCGUAAGUGAGCCAUUCCUGAUGUGGGAGGGCGGGACGCCCUUCAUGGAUGCGACUCAGGGCUGUACUCGCAAAACGUCAAAUCAUGGCGGCCUAGCGCGGGAGCCUCCACUGCGGGUAUAAAGAUCCGCGGCGAGCAGCUGAUGUCAGUGAGCAGCAGCAGCAUCACCACCACGCACCAUCAACCAUGUGGAGACCCAUGUUCUUCCUCUGCCUGGCGGUCUCGGCCGUCCUCGCCAUGCCCGGAGGACACGCAGGCGGCCACGGCGGCGUCCACUUCGGGGGCGGCGGCGGCUUUGGCGGUGGAUAUGGCGGCUACAGUGUUCCCACUCCCUACGCUUAUGACUACGCCGUAUCUGCUGGCGUCACCAACUUCGGCCAGAGUGAAAAGGGCAACGGCUACGGAGGCGUAAACGGCGGCUACUGGGUUAACCUUCCCGACGGCCGCGUGCAGAAGGUGUCCUACUGGGCUGACGGCAGCGGCUACCACCCAGUGGUGACCUACUCCGGCAAGGCCCACUACCCUGCAAGCUACGGAUAUGGCCACGGCUACCAUUGAGACCACGAACCACCGCAACACAACAAUGCAGACACUGAUGGGGUCUUCCGUGUAAAUGUCACGCACAUAAUAUAUGACUAAUACGAUUUCCUUUUUUUUAU